Messenger RNA from Malus domestica (apple), 1973 nucleotides. RefSeq lists its product as uncharacterized. The record is from RefSeq and is a predicted model, not a curated record. NCBI's taxonomy places the organism in Eukaryota, Viridiplantae, Streptophyta, Magnoliopsida, Rosales, Rosaceae. Gene Ontology annotation, cellular component: endoplasmic reticulum. Gene Ontology annotation, molecular function: calcium ion binding.
UUAAAACUGGAACAUUUUAAUUCUACAACUGUAAGGGGGAAGUCUGGGUUGGGUGGCAGCAGAGGCAGAGCAGAUCCACCAGUUCCCGGCUCUCUCCAACGACACUUCCUUCCUGGCCUUCCUGGACUUCCUUCCUCAAUUCAUAUUUUCAUACUCUCAAAGUCUCAAAUCAAACCUGAAACUGAAACCCCCAUUCAUUCAGGACUUCAACUUCAUUCAUCAUUUGAAUAAUUAAAGUGAAUCAGUCUUUUCCUCCUUUUCUCCAUUUCUCUUGUAUUCUCUCCAGAUUCUUCUCCUAAUCUAGUCCAUUCACUAGUCAGUCAACCAACACACACACACUCUCUCUCUCUCUCUCUUCUAAAUUUCCUUUCUUUCUUUUCUAUUUUCCAAAUUUCCAAUUUCCAAUUUCCAAAUUCCAAAUCUAGGAAGAGAGAGCAGAAGAAAGAAAAGACUAAAUCUUGCGUUGAGUUGAGUUGAGUUGAAGAUUUGAGAGUUCCAAUGGUGAGGCCGUCCGUCUCAGUAAUCAUAUACUCAGCAAUUGCAGUGCUUGUCCUCUUGCUCAUUUCCCACUCCCCCAAGAAACCCGGCAACCACCGCCACCGCCGCCUCAAGCUCCGCUCCAACUUCACCUUCUCUCCUCCCCUCCACCACCAUAACCCCAUCCCCUUCGACCCUCUCGUUGCCGACAUUGAGCGCCGCCGCGAGGACCGAAAGUGGGAGCAGCAGCACUUCGAUCAUGCCUUCAACGCCUCCCACCACUCCGCCCCCGCCGCCGAAUCUCAGCCCGAGUGGGAAGACUUCAUGGACGCUGAGGAUUACUUGAACGACGACGAGAGGUUCAACGUCACCAGCAGGUUGCUCUUGUUGUUUCCUAAGGUUGAUGUCGACCCGGCUGAUGGAUUCGUCACCGAGCACGAGUUGACUCAGUGGAACUUGAACCAGGCCCAGAGGGAAGUCUUGCAUCGGACUGAGAGGGAUAUGGAGCUUCACGACAAGAAUCUUGACGGCUUUGUUUCCUUUGCUGAGUAUCAGCCCCCGAGUUGGGCUCAGAAUGCAGAUAACAGUUCUUUUGGCUAUGAUAUGGGUUGGUGGAAAGAGGAGCAUUUUAAUGCAUCAGAUGCAAAUGGAGAUGGUCUUCUUAAUUUAACCGAGUUCAACGACUUUCUACACCCAGCUGACAGCAAAAACCCAAAGCUACUUACGUGGUUGUGCAGGGAGGAAGUAAGGGAAAGGGACACCGACAAAGAUGAAAAAAUUAACUUCAAAGAAUUCUUCCAUGGCCUCUUUGAUUUGGUGAGGAACUAUGAUGAAGAAGAUCACAAUUCCACACAUCAGUCUGAUGAUUCGAUGGAGUCCCCAGCUAGAAAUUUGUUCGCUCAGCUUGACAAAGAUGGUGACGGUUAUUUGUCGGAUGAGGAGAUACUUCCUAUUAUUGGAAAGAUACAUCCAUCAGAACAUUACUAUGCAAAACAACAAGCAGAUUACAUUAUAUCACAGGCUGAUACGGAUAAAGACGGGCGACUAACGCUGGGAGAGAUGAUAGAGAACCCAUAUGUAUUUUACAGCGCUAUUUUCAGUGACGACGAGGAAGAGGACUAUGGGUACCAUGAUGAGUUCCGUUAAUCUCAUUACUGGUUCUUCUGUCUUAUUGUUUUAAUAACAUUAUAGUUGCAGGACGCGGAAGAGUUCAAAAUCUUUGUUGUUGGUUUUGUUUUUGUUUGUUGAUAUGGAACUAGAUUAUCAGAUUAUGAGAGAGAGUGAUUCAACCUCAAGGGGGAUUGGUGCCCCAUGGCUGGCUCGGUUGGUUAUCUGGAGCCAUUUGGAAGAAGGAUUUAUUUAUUUGAUAGAGCUGCUUGACAAUCGUCCUACUCGCUGUAAACAUAAAUGUAAUAGGCAGACUGGUGAAGGAAGAAGAACAUUUUUAUCAUUGUUAUUUAAGAUUGUUUGGCAGUCAAGUCGAGUUUUACCGUGUC